Messenger RNA from Pezoporus flaviventris, 1464 nucleotides. RefSeq names its product pepsin B-like. Lineage: Eukaryota; Metazoa; Chordata; Aves; Psittaciformes; Psittacidae. The record is from RefSeq and is a predicted model, not a curated record. Gene Ontology annotation, biological process: proteolysis. The transcript has 9 exons. Gene Ontology annotation, molecular function: aspartic-type endopeptidase activity. The coding region runs from base 96 to 1283 and encodes 395 amino acids.
UGCAGCGAUAGGGGAAAGGGGUGUCUGGAGCAGGGACUGGGCACGGCUCCCAGCUAUAUACACCCUGUCCUGGCCAAGGUGCUGCAGGAGCUGCCAUGGAGCCACCAGCAGCCAGGGCUGUGCGGUGCCUGGUGCUGGCCCUGCUCUGCCUCCAGCUCGGGCAGGGGAUGGUGAGGAUCCCCCUGAGGAAAGGCAGGUCCAUGCGGGAGGUGAUGCGGGAGAAGGGGGUGCCGGAGCGUUUCCUGAUGGACCUCAGAGGGGACCCUGGUAGGAAAUACCAGCUCAGUAACGCUGUGGCUUAUGAACCGCUAGCGAACUACCUGGAUUCCUUCUAUUUCGGGGAGAUCAGCAUCGGGACCCCCCCGCAGCAUUUCCUGGUGCUCUUUGACACCGGCUCUGCCAACCUUUGGGUGCCCUCCACCUACUGCCAGACCCCAGCGUGCGUGGAUCAUGCCAGGUUCAACAGCAGCCUCUCAACCACCUUCUCGGGCAUCGGCGAGACCUAUACCCUGAGCUAUGGGUUUGGUGACCUGUCGGUGGUGUUGGGGUACGACACUGUGACAAUCCAGAACAUUGUCAUCAGCAACCAGGAGUUUGGCCUGAGCCUGGAUGAACCCACCAGACCCUUUUACUACCAGGACUUCGAUGGGAUUUUGGGCAUGGCUUACCCAGGCGUUGGCGUCCCUGGUUACAACACACUGAUGCAGAACAUGCUGCAGCAGAGCCAGCUCGCUGAGCCCAUCUUCAGCUUCUAUUACUCUCGCAACCCAUCAUAUAGUUAUGGCGGGGAAGUCAUCCUCGGAGGGGUUGACCCUCUGCUGUACUCAGGGGAGAUUUUAUGGGCUCCUGUGGUCCAAGAAUUGUACUGGCAGAUCAGAAUUGAGGAGUUCUCCAUGGGGCUCUCAGCCACCGGCUGGUGCAGCCAAGGCUGUCAGGGCAUUGUGGACACGGGGACGUUCCUGCUGACGGUGCCAGGACAAUUCCUGUCAGCAUUCCUGCAGGCGCUGGGUGCGGAGGAGAGCGACUACGGGUUCGUUGUCAACUGCAGCGACGUCCCGAGCCUGCCCACCCUUUACUUUGCCAUCAGUGGAGCCCAGUUACUGCUGCCUCCCUCUGUCUAUGUGUUAAACAAUGAUGGUUUCUGCACCAUUGGGGUGGAGAGCACGUACGUGUCCUCUGCCAGUGGGCAGCCUCUCUGGAUCCUCGGCAACCUCUUCCUCCGGCAGUAUUACUCCAUCUUUGACAUGGCCAACAACAGGGUUGGCUUUGCCCUGUCAGCUUAGGGAUGCUGAGCAUCACCCGGAGCAUAUCUGCCCCUGUGACAUUGUUCUCCCUCGGACCUAUGUGUGGUGAUGAGUAGCCUCCAAAUGUCCUGUACCGAAUAAAGAACUGCAAAGGUCACUGCCUUGUGUCUCAGCUGAGCAGGACCUGGCACAGCUCUUAAUAAAACAAAGUCUGAGAUGA